GUAUCAGAGUUUGGAACGUUAGGUCUCUCCCACAGGUGUCUUUCACAUAAAGGAUGCCGAUCUGUUGAAACAGCUGAGUUCGCCCUUCUUCUUGGCAUUUUAUUAUUCUUGCAUCGAAGACAGAUUUGAAGUUAAUGUUUCGCCAGGAGGUUGGUGUCCUGUCCUUUAUACCGUCUUGUUCGUACCUUUUUCAAUACGAGCAGAGGAACAUGUCUCGGUAUAAUAUCUACAGUCUGCUGGACUGGAUCUAUGGAGGUGUGGACCCCAUGUUUGAGGGCAAUGGAGGGCCAGAGUGCGCAGCCUUCCUUUCUCCAAAACAGAGAAUACUGGAGACUCUGGUCAUUUUGUUGGUCUCUAUUCUGGAAGUGGUGGUGGCCUUGAAGAAGCUCAAUGUCCCCAAAGAGGUCCGAGAUGUUGGGAGAGAUGGCAGGAAGAGUAAGGAAGACAGCUGGGGCAAGAACCUGUUGCUUGUGGCUCUGUGCAUGACUUUUGGUGUUGAGGUUGGGUUUAAGUUUGCUACAAAGACUGUGAUCUACCUCCUCAAUCCAUGUCAUGUGGUCACAAUGGUGCAAAUCUUCCUGCUUGCAUGUCCCCCCUGUAAAACUGCAAUGGUUAUCUUUAGACUUCAGGUCCACAUGCUGAAUGGAGCCCUUCUAGCUCUUCUCUUUCCAGUAGUCAACACUAGACUGCUUCCAUUUGAAAAGGAGAUCUAUUAUAUUCAACACUCCAUGCUGUAUCUUGUGCCUGUCUACCUCUUCAGAAAAGGAGGUGAGUUUCUGAAGUAUGGUCGAACAGUUAGUCCUGGGUUGUAUUCUAGAAAUUCAUAACCAUGUGACAUACCU
Messenger RNA from Pimephales promelas (fathead minnow), 842 nucleotides. It is a transcript of the gene tmem164, whose product is annotated as transmembrane protein 164. The record is from RefSeq and is a predicted model, not a curated record. Lineage: Eukaryota; Metazoa; Chordata; Actinopteri; Cypriniformes; Leuciscidae.